UCAACUUUUUGCGACGAGCUGCGGAGACGCGAUAGGUGAGCCCGACCCGGCCUGGGCGAUGCGAUAGGGAUCACGAGAUCAGCCCCCAAAUCAACUCUCACCCGCCUUUGUACCUCUCAUCCUAGAAUUAUCUCAAUUAUUCUGAAUGACCAUCCGAAGCCUGAGUGAAAUCGCAGUAAACCAGUCAUCAAAAUGGAAGACGAUACCUCGAUCCAACCAGGAGGCUUCCUCCAUUCCCUCCCCUCCCCUGCUCCAAGCAACAUCUCCACCACAUCCACAUCAUCCCUCCCUCAUCCAAGAGCUCGACCAUUGAGACCGGGUUCUGAAAAAGAAGACGCCACGCGAAGGUAUAUCGACAAUGUAUUAAUGAAAAUCGCACGACUCUACGCAAAGAAGUUUCUACCACCGGAAGGCGAUGAAUUGGUCGGAUACACAAGUAUGAGUGACGUAGCACGAGAUCUAAGCUCAGUAGUAGAUGUAUUAUGGAUAUCAGGAACUCGUAUGAUUACCCUACUCACUCUUCAUAAUCUCAAACUGACAAAGAAUGAGCGAGUUUACAAAUCCCAUAUCUUCUAAAUGUUGCAUUAAAAGUCACCGAAUACAUCACGGCAUUCGACCCUGCGCCCCCAGCAACAUUCAAACUUCUCAAAAAACUAGAUCACGCCUUUUCUAGUCUCAUGAAAGGAGAAGACAGCCUGACGGGCGAUCUUUUACCCGGAUUUGAGGGAGGAAGAAGCGCGGGUAUGACGAAAACAGAUAUGGUCCGUUGCAAAAGUCUAGUUGAAGCCACUAGAAUCCUAAUCGUGGAACAUAUGACCAAACCACCGGAACAGCCACAUCCUGAAAAUGAAGAGGAUGUGGUUAUGGAAAGCGAAACUGAUGCCGAAGGAAACAAAAGAUUUCCUGAGCCAGAUGAGCAAUUGGAGAUGGAUGUUGCAAGAGUUUAUGAGAUGAGUAUUGUGUGUUUGAAUGAGAAGCUGGAUUCGGGAGGCUUCACUAUUGGCGUUGCUAUAGGGUCAAGAUGACAAAUUUCGGUUCAUACAUUUUACGAAGGCGGAAGGCGUUUCGUGAAAGCGUUUUCCUAUAACGUGCUUGCAAUAUUAAUUUGGCGAUUGUACCCGAGUAUAGAGACCAUUGAAUAAAUAUUUCUUGGCUGGAUGUAGUCAUCAAGUCCCGACUUGUGGUUCAAUCCAAUUAUCCGGGAAAACGCAUAUUCUAC
Molecule: messenger RNA, 1219 nt
Organism: Hymenoscyphus albidus
Lineage: Eukaryota; Fungi; Ascomycota; Leotiomycetes; Helotiales; Helotiaceae
Source: the annotation of a GenBank genome assembly